UUUUGCUUCUUUAUAAGGAUUUGUUUAAUUAACUAAUUUAGAGCAAUAUUGUGAAUUUGUGAGGUCCUUAUUUGUCCACUCAUUGGCUGGCUCUCUCCUGUUCCCUUUUAAUUUUGAUUGCAGAAGAGCACAUCAAAAGGUUGUGAUUAUUCAACUUCCGGAGAUGACGAGUAUCCUCGCGAGCUAUCCUCCGACACGUUUGCUGGCAGCCGGCGACAGUUUUGGUCAUCAUCUUCACAAAGUAACCGAUUGCAGCAGAAUUCUCUGUUUUGUGUGUUCGAACUCGGAUAAUCUUAUUCGUUCCCGCGUUGUAAGGCGGAGGCCCUUUGACGAUUCCCGCUGGGUGGUUUUAUCUGCUAAAUUUGAUAGGGUUCGAGGAGAUGAUGACUCGGAGGAUGAUUUUGUAGAAAGCGGAAGCGGCCCAGUUAACAGUGACAUGAUUAGGGAAAAGCUUGAAAAAAUUGUUGGGACGGAUGACUCCAGUUUCAGCGGAUUAGAUCUUGCAACUCUUAUACGGAAUAAAUAUGGGAGGUCGUAUGAUGUUCAAUUAAUCAAGAAGGAGUUCAUGGGCAGAAAUCUACUUGCGAUGAAUGUCAUGUGGAAGUACAUGGAGCAGAGAUCUUUUCCACUGACUGAAGAAGAAUAUAUUUUGAGGCUUGAUGAUGUGGCAAAUGCUUUGAAAUGUUGGGGAGCUGUCUCACAUGUAAGGAGCACUCUUGAGAAGUCAAAAGAACGACCUCGGAUUGGAAAGGUUAGCUCUUGGCUUUUGAUCUUAAACUUGACAUUGCUUCUCUUGAAUAAUAGAAAUAAGUUUUUAAAUGCUCAAUAUGUAUUUAAAACUUUAACACUUGAGCUUAGUGAAAAAGCGAAGAAGUUUCGUAAUAAGGCAAUAUCGCCUCCUCUUGAAGAACAGUGGGAUCAUCUAUUUGGAGACACGGUUGCUAUUGGGUUAGGUUGUGUAGCACCUUCCGCCAUUCAUGAAUUUUUGAACAAUAAAGAGCCUUACUCUUCUCGGUUAGAAGGUUUGGAACAAGAAGAGAACGGUUCUUGGUAUGAUUUUGUGGCUAUAGUGAAUGGUAAUGAUCCAGAUCAUCCACCAAUUCAUGCCAAUACAGCUCCUAAUAUUGUCUUAAAAGCAGUAAGCAUUUUUAUAGAUAUGGAUGAGUCUGGUGGUCGCGCAAAGGAGUGGAUAUACAAUCGUAUGUCUCUUAUUCAGAGUGGUGUCCUUUUUCUGGAAGCACUUACAAAGCACCAUGGUACGCCAGCCGCUAUUUGGUAUAUAUUUACAAAACAGGCCGCUGAGCUAUCCUGCAUUUUGGAUAGUAAAACUGAGACGAGCUUUGAGAGAAUGGUUUGUGAUCUUCAAUGGCAUUUGUACAGGACGAGCAUAUUGUCUUGA
Messenger RNA from Striga asiatica, 1399 nucleotides. NCBI's taxonomy places the organism in Eukaryota, Viridiplantae, Streptophyta, Magnoliopsida, Lamiales, Orobanchaceae. The record is from the annotation of a GenBank genome assembly.